Messenger RNA from Ostrea edulis (European flat oyster), 3718 nucleotides. RefSeq names its product monocarboxylate transporter 13-like. NCBI's taxonomy places the organism in Eukaryota, Metazoa, Mollusca, Bivalvia, Ostreida, Ostreidae. The record is from RefSeq and is a predicted model, not a curated record. Gene Ontology annotation, molecular function: monocarboxylic acid transmembrane transporter activity. Bases 189 to 1883 code for a protein of 564 amino acids. The transcript has 5 exons. Gene Ontology annotation, biological process: monocarboxylic acid transport; transmembrane transport.
UUCUUAGAUGACAUGUGUAUUGUUUAGCGUGUAUACAGCGUGGAUAUCCCUCACAGUGGAGAAUCGGCUUCUGUACACACACUAGUGUUGUGAUUAGAUGCACUCACAUUUCUGUUAUCGACUUCAUCACCUGUCACUCGACAUAAACGUGUUCAAGAUACAAGUCGCCUGCGACUGAAAUACCCACCAUGGAAUUAGAGCGUGGGGAAUAUGCUCCUGCCCACCCAGUCGAUAAAGGGUGGGCCUGGGCUAUACUGUCAGCAUCCUUGGGUGCCAUGAUGAUAUAUGGAGGGAUACACCGUGGGUUUGGAAUUUUAUUCGUAGAGUUCCGAAAGACUUUUAAUUCCUCCUCAGCCAAUAUGUCUGUGGUGGUCAGUAUCCAGAUAGCAGUAAUGAGCCUCUCAGGUUUGUUUCUAAUGACUGUGGGAAUGAAGUACUUUAGCAGCCGACAGUGUGUCAUUCUUGGAGGAUUCUGCGUCACAACAUCUCUCAUACUCAGCACAUUCGCCCAAAGCGUCGUACACCUGAUUUUCACGCAUAGCGUCUUAGUUGGCAUUGGUCUCGCGGCGAUGAUGGGCCCAUCCCUUAUCCUCACAGGGCAAUAUUUUGACGUCAGACGUGGAAUGGCGAAUGGAUUUCACACUGCUGCCGCUAGUUUCGGUGCUUUUGUUUUCUCACCAGGGAUCAGUUACUUCAUACACACCUUCCAUUUGAAGGGUGCCUUAUUGAUUUUGGCGGGAUUAGCAUUUCACGUAGUGCCAGCCGGAAUGUUGCUCCGUCCACCCGAGUUGUACGAGAAAUGGGCUCGACGAAGAAGAUUGAAAAAUAGCAAUAAUAUAAAAGCGGCAAAGACGGCUCUUUUAAUUGCCGGUCCCGAUAAAGAUCUCCCGCAGAAAGGAACUCUCCGGUUGAAUGAAUAUCGUCCUUCAUCCAUCCACACGUCAGCAACGUUGAUUCCGUCCAUGAAACAGAAAGAUACUAUGAGUGUGCAUAGCUAUGAAAUUCCAAAAUAUUCUAAAGGUAUACACUUUUAUUCGAAUGGCAAUAUUAGCGAUCAUAGGCUAAGAUUUAAGGAAAAGAUAUAUGGAAGUGCCGACAUGAUAAUGGUGGUACAAUAUGGCCAAGGAUCAUCUUCUAGUUUAAGAAAUGACAGAAAAUCAAACAGUUUAUUAUCAAAUGCUGCGCUAACAAAUAGAUAUACAGAUCACGAGAAUAUCGAGUCAAGGUCAGAGUAUCAGGAAGAAAGUAAAAAUAUUCGAAAUUUUUUCAAUAUGUCUGUCUUUAAGAAUGCUUCAUAUGUAUUUUUCGCCAUUGGAUUCACGCUAGGUGUCCCAGUUGUCAUUACUGUAGUAUACCUCCCGGACGUCGCAAAGGAUUGUGGGAUUCCAAGCGACGAGGCUGCUCUUUUGGUGUCCAUUUAUAUGGUAGGGGAAAUAAUUGGCCGUUGUGGAAGCGGGCUUUUCUCUGGCAAAUUGAUUCACCGCCAGAUAGUGAUUGCUUGGGCGUUGUUGAUAGCGGGAAUUGCUCAAAAUCUCGUCCGAUUUCUGUUGACUUUCUGGCUACUAGCUGUCUUUGCCUUUAUUAACGGUGUAUUUGGAGGUCCCAUCCACGGGCUUUAUGCAUCAGUCGUGGCGGAUAUCCUGGGUAUUCAGAAUCUGAGAAGUGGGCUAUGUGUUCUACAGAUGUCUCAAGGUGUGAUUUGGAGUGUUAUUCUACCAAUAACAGGGUAUCUUCGAGAUGUUUCAGGAGACUACCUGUUGACAUAUCAUUUCGUAGGAUCAAUAACCAUUAGUGCCUCUAUCAUUUUAUUUGUCAGCCAUUAUAAACUAAAUUAUAAAUCACAAAAUGUAGAUGAAUUUGAUGUGGAGGAAGAAAGUGCAUAGGGUUUAUAUAAAUGUCGUUGUUUUUGUACGGUCUGUUUCGGUGAUCUUUCUGAAUGUCGAUUAUAUUUUUCAGAGCAUGUGUACAAUGUGCCGGUAUACAAGGCAUGUACAUGUACAUGUAUCAUUUAGAGAUGCUGUUAUGUAGUGUUUGCUUUUAGCUCAUCUGAGCUAUCAGCUCAAUUGAGCUUUUCUGAUCACCUGGUUGUCUACCGUCCGUCUGUCUGUCAAUAAAAGUAAUACAUUUUCAACUUCUUCUCCAUAACUACAUGACCAUUUUCAACCAAAAUUACGCAAAGCAUCUUUGAACAUAGGAUUCCAAAAUGUUCAAAUGAAGGUUUACACCCAUUGCAAAAGGGAGAUAGUUAAGAAAAUAUGGUGGUAAUAAAGACAAUAUGUGACAUCUUUUAAUAUCCUUCUUAAGAAUCACUAAGCCAAAAAAGGAUAAAAACUUAUGUGAGCUUCCUUAGCUUAAUAAAUGGAUAUUCAAAAUUGUUCAAAUCAUGUUCCCCAGGGGUAGAGUGGGGCUAUAGUAGGGGUUAUAUACGUCAGGAUACAUAGGAGAAAUCUUUAAAACUCUGCUUCUCAAGACAACAGGACCAUGGUUAGUCAAUAUUAUUAUGCAAACAUCCUCAUGUAAUGUAGAUUCCAUUUUUAAAUCUUGGUGUGUGUGUGGGGGGGGGGGGGGGGGGGGGCACAGUAGGAUGAAUUUUAUAUUGAAAUCAUAGGGGGAAAUCUUUUCAAGACCAGCAAUGUCACGGUUAGUCAAAACUAUAUACAAACGUUACGAGGUUGUGUACAUUUCAGUUUAUUCAAAUCAUGGCCCCGAAGGUUAGGGUUGAGCCACAAUAGAGGAUAUUUUUUUUUAUAUGGUAAUAUAUGAAUAUAUGUUUCCCCUCAAGAUCACCAGGGUCGUUAUUUGUCAUUAUCAAUAUACAAGCAUCUCUAGGUACUGCAGAUUCAAUUUUCAUCAAAUCAUGACAAGGGGAUUGUGAUAGAAUGGGGCCUUGAUAGGGGUUCAAAGUUUUACAUGAGCAUUUAUAUAUUCUUUGAAGAUUUUCUCAUGAAAAACAAUUGAUUAAUCAUAUCAAUACGCAAGCAUUUCACUGUAGUGCAGAUUUAUAUUUGACUGUUGGCGUAAAUAGGAAUUAAAAGUUUUACAUGGGAAUAUAUAGGGCAUUUGAAAAAAAAAAACUUUUCAAGAGUAGCAAGGCAACACUAAAUCAUAUUAAUAUGCAAACGUUCUGAAAUCAGGGUUCUUUUUUUCAUGGACCUUGGGGUUAAAAUCUCGUAUCAAAUUUUACAUAAUACAUGAAUAUGGGGUGUUUUAUUUUUGUUUGUUGGAAAACAACACAAUAUACUUCAGAACAGCUAGGCCUUGUUAAUCAUAUUGAUACCGAGGCAUCCUCAUGCUGUGUUAAUUCAAGUCUAGUUACAUCAGAACCCCAGGGGUUAGGUUGUGUGUCAUAUAAUGGGGUAAAACUUUGUCAUGAGAUUAAAGAGGGUAAAGAACUUCUAAAAAUAUUCUUCAGAACCGGGCCAAGGUGACUCAGGUGAGCAUUGUCCCAUGGGUCUCUUGUUAUUUGUACUUAUAUGCAAUAGCAUGUUUUGUUAUAUACACUGUAUGGAAGAAACUUUGGAAGAUCUCAAACAAUUUUGGUGGCUGGCAAAGUGUUCCAUAAUGUUCCACAUACGGGUACUAACUGUUGCACAAGGAGAGGGUGGGGAAGCGCAAUUGUUGUUUGCUUUGGUAUUUUAUACAAAUUAUAAUUCUAUAACAUUUAUAUCAUAUAAAUAUAUAUAUAUAAUUUUAGUAAAUAAAAAUAUGAUUCAAUUUA